UAAAUUAAUUGGUUUACGUGAAAGUUAUAGCGUUUACAAAUGGUGGUUUAUAUACUGGGAUUUUUUUUUUUUUUAGUAAUGGUGGUGAUCAGCGACUUAUAGCGGGACUGCAGCAGGCAUUCUGACACUGGGGGGGAACUGACUUGGUGUCACUGACAUCCCCAGUGACACCAAUACAGUGAUCAGUGCUAAUAAAAAGCACUGACACUGUACUAAUGGCACUGGGCAGGAAGGCGUUAACAUGUGGGGUGAUCAAAGGGUUAACUGUGCUCUUUUACUUGGGGCUGUGUUUGUGCUUCACUGUAAGCACACUGCUUUGCAUGGCUAUGUUUUGCACGGCCAUGCAAAGUAAUGUGUCGGAGCUGACA
This is a messenger RNA of Staurois parvus, 368 nucleotides long. NCBI's taxonomy places the organism in Eukaryota, Metazoa, Chordata, Amphibia, Anura, Ranidae. The record is from the annotation of a GenBank genome assembly.